AUGUUAAACAUCAGUAGAAAGGGUCGUUCCUCAGUGAACGUUGUGAACCCAAUCGUUCAGAAUUUGAAGCUUCAAAAGAAAUUCAAUCACUCCAAUGCUCCUCCUCGUAGCAGUGGAGGUGGCGGUGGUAAGUUUCUUCUUGGAACCACGGGCCUUGGUUUAACCGGUGUCAGUGGAGUUUUACUGUAUUCAUAUGUCGAUCCAUCUUUCCGCGCUAAUGUUGAAAGUAACUUCCCUUUCACUAAACCUCUGUACAAGUCAAUUUUGGGUGAUAACAGCCAAGCCCUCACCCUUCCCACACCAGUGCCCUCUCAAGGACAAGUUAAGCCUCUCUCUGACUCAACCCCAGACACUCCAAAAUCUAAACCUGUAGACAUCAAGAAAGCACCUGUAAAACCAGUGAAUCCAUUCGUUGGACCAGAAGACGCUAGCAGAAAGAAUCAGAGUUUGGAACAACAAUUGAAAGUAGCUAUUGCUAAUGCUGAGAAAAAAGUCAGAUCUGCUACGAACGCCAAGAGAUUGACCAUUCUCUCAGUUGAACGUCACGUUAAAUCUAUGAAGGAAACUAUUGACAAAGGACCUAAUGCUGCUUGGGACGAUGUUGUAUCCGCUCACAAAGAAGCUGAGAGGAAAACUUCAGAUGAUAUGGAAGCCGAAAAGCUUGCUCGUAUUGAACUUCAGAAUCUUGUUAAGAUCAUCAAUCUGGGAUCCGAAGGAGAAACCACUGCUAAAAACCCUCUUCUUUCCAUAGCCAAGGAAACUGCCGCAAAAUUCGAGAAAGAAAUUGAUGAAAUGCUCGAUAUGAUCAAGAAAAUUGAUACUGAAAGAGUCUUCAUUAGAGAUUAUGGACAUUUAGUAGAGGAAGGCAGAAAGCAAUUUACUUCAGAACUUAAGGCUAUAAUGCCCAAUGCCAAUUGGGAUGUUGAGUUGGGAAAAAUGAAGGAGGAUCAAGUCAGUGCCCUGCUUUUACAUGCUCAUCUGAAAGUUGAUCAACUGAACCGUCAACUUGUUCUGCAAAAAAUGGAAGAAGAAAAGAGAGUCACAGAGUUAUUGGAACAAAAGAAGUUGGAAACUAUCAAUCAGGUUUUGGAGUCAGCUAAAGCAUCCGGCGAUGACUCGGAACUCACCAGCAGACUUGAUACUCUCAAGAAAGACUAUGAUGACGAGUUAAAAACUCAGUUAUCUGUUAUUGAACAAACCUACGACUCUAGGCUGAAGGAGGUUGUUCUCACUCAAAAACAGUUGUAUGAUAUUGAACACGCAAAAGAUUUAGAAGAAGCUGUCACUGCUGAACGAUCUGUCCACUCAGCUAAGUUCGGAGCUGCUAUUUCCCAAUUGGAAGGAAUCGAACACGCUCUCAAUAGCAGAGUUGUGCAGGAUGCUGAGAACAGAAGAUCUAAACAAGUUUGGCUUGCUGUUCAAAACCUUGUUGACUCUAUCACCUAUGGAAAGCGUAGUUCAUGCUGCGUUGAGGGACGUCGCCUCCCUCUCCAAGAGCAACUUGAUCAUAUUGUAAAACAUUCUACCAAUGAUGAAUUUAUGAAUGUUUUAGUAAACUCAAUCAGUCAGGAAUCUAAGGUUAAGGGAGAGUAUACUACUGAAGACUUGAAAAAUCGUAUAGAAAAGGCUAUCCGUGUCAGUCAUAGAGUUGCUGCUGUUGACGAGAAUGGUGGCGGACUUGCUGCCCAUGUUAUGUCAUACAUUCGAAGCAUCUUCUGGCUCCGAUUGCCAGUUAAAUAUAGCGAUAACGAUAAGUUUGACCCAGUAGCUGAAAGUAAUGAAUCUUUGUUGGAUCGCGCGGCUUAUUAUGCGCGACAUGGACACUUAUUGGAAGCUGUGAAAGUUCUCCAAUACGUGAGAGGACCAGCUCAAGCUAUUGCUCAUGAUGUCGUUAGAGAUACCCGAAGACACGAAGAAACCUUAUUAGUAGCACGUUUGAUGUUAGCUCAUGCCGCAGUAACUUCUAUGCGCUCGACUUACUAA
Molecule: messenger RNA, 1983 nt
Organism: Auanema sp. JU1783
Lineage: Eukaryota; Metazoa; Nematoda; Chromadorea; Rhabditida; Rhabditidae
Source: the annotation of a GenBank genome assembly